This is a messenger RNA of Naegleria gruberi, 567 nucleotides long. Its product is annotated as RpsQ domain-containing protein. Gene Ontology annotation, biological process: translation. The record is from RefSeq and is a predicted model, not a curated record. Gene Ontology annotation, molecular function: structural constituent of ribosome. The transcript has 2 exons. The coding region runs from base 1 to 411 and encodes 136 amino acids. Gene Ontology annotation, cellular component: ribosome; cytosolic small ribosomal subunit. Lineage: Eukaryota; Heterolobosea; Eutetramitea; Acrasida; Naegleriidae.
AUGCGUCACUUAAUAAACCUCGCCAACAUUAGUAGUAGUACAAGACUUGUCGGUACCGUCGCUUCAAAGAAGAUGGAAAAGACUGGUGUCUUGUUGGUCCCUAGAUAUCACUGGAAUACAAAAUAUGGUGUUAUGAUCCGUAAACAUAAAAAGAUAUUCUAUCAUGAUGAAACUAAUGAAACCGAUGUUGGUGAUAUUAUUCAAAUUAUGCAUAAUGGACAAAAGAUUAGUAAGAACAAAUCAUUCGUUUAUGACAAUAUGAUUGUUAAGAACGUCGUUGCUAGUGGAUUGAAACAACAAGCACUCGAUGCUGAACAAGCACAAAAACUGCUGUUACAAAUUGAACAACAACUUCUCACUGAAAAUCCAGUUAAGGUUAAGAUUAACCAAGAAAGAUCCUCAUCUGAAUAAUCCCAAUAAUUUUGUGUGUAGAAUAAUAAUAAUGAAAUUUUUAUAUAACUUUCCAAACAAUUUUAGUAAUUGAAUUGGUUCCACAAUUCAUUUGUAGAAUCAAAUCAUUCCUCUUUCCUUUACGCUUAUUUUCAAUAAAUUCCAAUGCUGGUUAUU